Diatraea saccharalis (sugarcane borer) is the source of this 490-nucleotide messenger RNA. The record is from the annotation of a GenBank genome assembly. Lineage: Eukaryota; Metazoa; Arthropoda; Insecta; Lepidoptera; Crambidae.
AUCUGUGGACCGCGUCUACUCUCAUUACUGCCCGUGUAGUCCGUCAACGCGGAGCCGAUUACGCGCCAUUUUGGAUAUUAAUUAAAAAAAAAAACAAAUAAUUAAAAGUUUAAAUAAAAAAGUUUGGAUGUGAUUUUUAAAAAUGGAAGGGCGAAGGUCCUGGGACGGUAUUCCGCUGGGAGAAUCGCACUCUCCACCACAGUCGGUGCCGGGUAGACGGACUCCGUUGGGUGCCGUGGGCCUGGGUGGGUUCUACAUGCAAGGUGGACAGCCUCCACCACCGCCGCAGCACUGUUAUCCCACCGACGAGAACCAGCCUGAGCCCGGCACUAGCUAUGGACAGAGAUUAGUUGCGUACCUUCAAGGUACGGCGACUGCAGCGGGCAUAGUGCCGCCCCCUGGGUUGGACCUGGCUGGUUUUCCAGCGGCCGCCAAGCUGCUGCAGCCGCCCGCGCCUGGACCGCCCCCGCCACCCGAACCGCCAUCUUGA